AUGCGAGACUUUGAACGGCAGCGCACGCUGUUACUCAAAACGCUUCUGCUAAUCCUUUACCUUUUGCAAAAUGGCCUGGAGCCGUUUUGCCAAUGGGUCCGCCGCCAGCGCCCCAAGUUCGAGGCCCUCACCUAUGCCAACGACGACACCAUCCGCCAACGGGCGCGCACGAUUGUCGAUUUGGUGUCGAACAUCGACCAGUUGAAAAGCUACCGCGUCGACAUUCACCGCUACCGUUCUGACAUGAACACUCCGGGACUCAAGCGGACGCUGAUCGACGUCGAUGACAUCGCCACCAUCGUGGCCGAGGACCCUCGAGGCGUCAAGUCAUUCGACUUACCGCGCCCGAACCGGUAUAUGGGAAUUCUGCUCGACACCUUAAUCGAAGAGGCAGCGUGA
This is a messenger RNA of Diutina rugosa, 399 nucleotides long. RefSeq lists its product as uncharacterized. The record is from RefSeq and is a predicted model, not a curated record. Lineage: Eukaryota; Fungi; Ascomycota; Pichiomycetes; Serinales; Debaryomycetaceae. Bases 1 to 399 code for a protein of 132 amino acids. The transcript has a single exon.